Messenger RNA from Seminavis robusta, 1584 nucleotides. Lineage: Eukaryota; Bacillariophyta; Bacillariophyceae; Naviculales; Naviculaceae. The record is from the annotation of a GenBank genome assembly.
AUGACCGAUUAUCCGCAGGACGGUGCCAACGACCCUGUGGUAGAUGCCUGCCUAUCAGAUCUGGGAGAAGAUGCUGCUCAGCUUCUACUGCUACGAUGUGUGGCAAACGCCCACUCUGAGGGCCUGAACCAUUACUUCUGGGAGUUCUCAAGAAACAUCCUGCUGGUGUAUUCGACUGCUCUUGUCUUCUACAUGCAAUCAGGCUUCGCCAUGCUUUGUGCUGGGGCUGUCAGGAAGAAGAAUGUUGGGAACACCAUGCUAAAGAACCUCCUGGAUGCCUGUGGUGCAGCAUUAGCUUUCUUCAUUGUUGGUUACGCCUUUGCUUUUGGAGGUGACGAUCCAGAGAGUACCAAGAAGACGUUCAUUGGUACCUCCAACUUCUUUCUGAUGGACGUGGAGGACUUGGCCUUCUGGUUGUUCCAGUAUGCAUUCUCGGCCGCCUCUGCUACUAUUGUGGCAGGGACACUGGCUGAGCGUUGUCAGAUGGCAGCUUACUUGGGCUAUUCAGUUCUUCUCGGAGGGUUUGUGUACCCUGUUGUGGCCCAUUCUGUUUGGAGCGCCAAUGGAUUCUUGAGCGCGACUGCCAAAGAGCCUCUUUGGGGAGUGGGUAUGAUUGACUUUGCUGGAAGUGCUGUAGUACACAUGACAGGAGGUACCACAGCACUGUUUGCGUCGUCAAUUCUCGGUCCAAGACGAGGCCGCUUUCACGAUGAAACUGGUCGGGCCCUGGUCAAGCCCAAAGAAUUCCCGGGCCACUCAGUGGCGCUACAGAUGCUUGGAACAUUCACGCUUUGGUUCGGAUGGUACGGUUUCAACGCCGGAUCGGCUCUGAUCCACUUGAACGCCGAUGCGGUUCUGCCUUUGUCGGGUGUGAACACAACCCUUGCAGGGGGCACAGCUGGCAUAGUGGCUCUUUUUGUCAAUCUGUACCUACUGGAACGCUACACUGGGGAGGCCUUCUUUGAUCUGAAGUACCUGAUGAACGGAGCCCUUUCUGGACUUGCUGCAAUUACUGGUUCCUGUGGUGUGGUGGAACCUUGGGCAUCUGUGGUAGUUGGCGCCGUUGCUGGUGUCUUGUAUAUCUUUGGGUCCUGGGCUUUGAUUAGAAUGAGGCUUGAUGAUGCUGUUGAUGCAAUUCCUGUUCACAUGUUGAAUGGUGCAUGGGGUGCCUUUGCCACUGGCCUGCUGGCAUCGCCACGCCGGCUCCAAGAUGCUUAUGGAAGAAGUGAUCAUGCUGGUCUAUUCUACACAGGAGAUGGUACCCUCCUCGGCGCUCAAUGUGUGGGUAUCCUCUUUAUCAUUGGCUGGGUUAUGUUCACAAUGUUCCCUUUCUUCAUUUGGUUGGACAUGAAGGGUUGGUUUCGUUCUGACCCGUUAGAUGAGAUAAUUGGCCUGGAUACUAGCUACCAUGGCGGGUUCAUGCUUGGUGCUAACGAUGACAAGGUUGGCCCAGAGUACAUUUCGGCCAUGCAGAAGAGAAAGGAAGAAAACAAAGGGUCGCGUCAACGAGGGAACAUUGCCGACAGAAGUAACGACCAACUUGAGGACAUCGAGGAAGACGAGAGUCAUUUAUUCGAGACGUGA